AUGUCACCAACAUCAUCAAGAAGAAAUGCUCAACAUAAUUUAUCAACAUCCUUAUUAGCAUCAUCUUCUCAAACAUCAAUGCUUUGGAAUAUUCAAUAUUUAGAAUCGUUGAUGAAAUUUAUCAAUGAUAGUCGAAAUUCACAAACUAUUAAGCUACAAAGUCGUAUCAAUCAUUUCAAUUCAAAAAUGUUUGCUAAAAUUGAAAAUAUGAAAAUGGAACGUAAUCGUAUACUUUAUGAAAAUGAAACAAAAAUGAAAAAUUGA
This is a messenger RNA of Brugia malayi, 264 nucleotides long. RefSeq lists its product as uncharacterized. The coding region runs from base 1 to 264 and encodes 87 amino acids. NCBI's taxonomy places the organism in Eukaryota, Metazoa, Nematoda, Chromadorea, Rhabditida, Onchocercidae. The transcript is spliced from 2 exons. The record is from RefSeq and is a predicted model, not a curated record.